Molecule: messenger RNA, 1358 nt
Organism: Cercocebus atys (sooty mangabey)
Lineage: Eukaryota; Metazoa; Chordata; Mammalia; Primates; Cercopithecidae
Gene: AKR7A2
Product: aldo-keto reductase family 7, member A2 (aflatoxin aldehyde reductase)
Exons: 7
Coding region: 17-1096 (359 amino acids)
Source: RefSeq, a predicted model, not a curated record
CGCAGGCGCUGCUGCUAUGCUGAGCGCCGCGUCUCGCGUAGUCUCCCGCGCCGCCGUCCCCUGCGCGCUUCGCUCCCCGCAGCCCGAGGCCCGCGCGCUGGCCAUGUCCCGGCCACCGCCACCGCGGGUCGCCACGGUGCUGGGCACUAUGGAGAUGGGGCGCCGCAUGGACGCGCCCGCCAGUGCCGCGGCCGUGCGCGCCUUUCUGGAGCGCGGCCACACCGAACUGGACACGGCCUUCAUGUACAGCGACGGCCAGUCCGAGACCAUCCUGGGCGGCCUGGGGCUCGGGCUGGGCGGCGGUGACUGCAGAGUGAAAAUUGCCACCAAGGCCAACCCUUGGGAUGGAAAAUCACUAAAGCCUGACAGUCUCCGGUCCCAGCUGGAGACAUCACUGAAGCGGCUGCAGUGUCCCCGAGUGGACCUCUUCUACCUACAUGCACCUGACCACAGCACUCCAGUCGAAGAGACACUGCGCGCCUGCCACCAGCUGCGCCAGGAGGGCAAGUUCGUGGAGCUUGGCCUCUCCAACUAUGCCGCCUGGGAAGUGGCCGAGAUCUGUACCCUCUGCAAGAGCAACGGUUGGAUCGUGCCCACUGUGUACCAGGGCAUGUACAACGCCACCACCCGGCAGGUGGAAACGGAGCUCUUCCCCUGCCUCAGGCACUUUGGACUGAGGUUCUAUGCCUACAACCCUCUGGCUGGGGGCCUGCUGACUGGCAAGUACAAGUAUGAGGACAAGGACGGGAAACAGCCUGUGGGCCGCUUCUUUGGGAAUAGCUGGGCUGAGACCUACAGGAAUCGCUUCUGGAAGGAGCACCACUUCCAGGCCAUUGCCCUGGUAGAGAAGGCCCUGCAGGCCGCAUAUGGCACAAGCGCCCCCAGCAUGACCUCGGCCGCCCUCCGGUGGAUGUACCACCACUCACAGCUGCAGGGUGCCCAUGGGGACACGGUCAUUCUGGGCAUGUCCAGCCUGGAGCAGCUGGAGCAGAACUUGGCAGCAACGGAGGAAGGGCCCCUGGAGCCGGCUGUCGUGGACGCCUUUAAUCAAGCCUGGCAUUUGGUUGCUCACGAAUGUCCCAACUACUUCCGCUAGGCCCAUCGUGGCUCAGGCUGCCCAAGGCUCUUCUGUCACCUCUUUUGUUCUCUCACACUGACCAGUCUUGGCCUUAAGCUGCCUCAGCAGAAUCUUUCUGGAUUGUCUAGAUCCAUGCAUUAUUUUUCUAGUUCCUGCCUUGCUCCCUGUUUACUUUACACUGUGAAAGGCGGGGGUGAAUCCCACUUGAGCACUCCCUGUUGAAUAAAGCAGGCACUUGACCUGGCUGUUGCCCAGGUCUUGAGUGAACCCCAAAAACUUG